AUGUUCUCUAAGCGCAAGCGUCCUACUAACGAAGAUUUUCCCAACUCUUCAACAAUACUAAGUACGAAGAAGGCCAAAGCAAAACCUCAGACGUCGAACAGAGCAGGACCUGCGAGACGUGCUCCGAUAGCCAUCCACAACGCCUCCCCCUCGGCAGCCACUCAAGCUUCCCCACCAGCUUCCAAAUUGGCCAAAUCCAAUCUUAUGCCAACAAUCCCUCGUCGCAAUGCAGUUCUUGGACAACGUAACGAAUCUCUACUCCGCCUGCCAUGCAAUAACACCAAAACAGGGAAAGAUACAGAGCAACACUUCCAGAAGCGCAACGCAAGCGAGAUAGACUGGAACUACCAGCGCCAUAUCGAGGAUAUCAACAACUGGAGCAACCAGAUAUACACUCGUGCGGCUCUGUACGUGAAAAUGGUCGACGUGUGGGUGCCAGACGAAGAAGCGUGGAUCGAGUUGUACUUUCACCUUUCGAUUGCUGAAACGAGGAAGCACGGCAUCCGACUGCCCAUGACGAAAGACGUAUGGCAAGCGUUUUUGCAAUUCUUUGGUGAUCGCGAGUUGACGGGUAAGUAUGGCGAGGUUGUGACGCGAAAACCACGGACAAAUAGUGCGUUCUCUGCGAAAUUCAGGCGUUUUGAGGAGCUCGCCGAGCGUCUUGAACAGUGUAUGAGAGGAAAAUCGGGAGAUUUGUUCAUGCCGAACAUGACUGAGACGAUGCUGGAUAGGUUCAAGGAGAUGAAGGGGGGGAUGGAAGCGAAAGGUCUCAAGAAAGAGAGUGCAUAUGCAGGACAAGAUCUGCAGGACUGGCUCGCAUUCUUCUCGCAUUUGCCAACCGAAGGAGACGUCGAUGAUGCUGAGACGGACGGGAAGGAAGAGCAGCAAGCAAGCUCAGGCGUUGCCUCCAGGGACAUGGAGGAAGACAUUGACGCAGCUACGGCUCUGAUCAGCUUGGCCUCUCAGCCCAACAACGUUCGCAUGUCUGCUAAGGCUAGACGCAAGCGCAAGACCGACAACCAGGGGAUGAAUCCAGCUGUACACUCGUGUUGGCCAACGCAUUCAAUUGCGCUCGCCACUCCAGCGUCUACCACUCAAGAUCGCGCAGUGGAAGGUACGCCGAAUCUCUCACGGACUUCUCCUCUGCUGCCAUCUCCAGGUGAUCACAGCACACCAGACAACCCGUCUACCACGAGAGGCGUACCAUCCAGCAAGACUCGGCAUGCAACCCCCAGUGUGCGUGUUGAUCACCCUGAUUCGGAUUAG
Ascochyta rabiei is the source of this 1266-nucleotide messenger RNA. RefSeq lists its product as uncharacterized. The transcript has a single exon. Bases 1 to 1266 code for a protein of 421 amino acids. The record is from RefSeq and is a predicted model, not a curated record. NCBI's taxonomy places the organism in Eukaryota, Fungi, Ascomycota, Dothideomycetes, Pleosporales, Didymellaceae.